Molecule: messenger RNA, 979 nt
Organism: Halichondria panicea
Lineage: Eukaryota; Metazoa; Porifera; Demospongiae; Suberitida; Halichondriidae
Exons: 4
Coding region: 47-850 (267 amino acids)
Molecular function (GO): oxidoreductase activity
Source: RefSeq, a predicted model, not a curated record
GGGUGGGGCUAGCUGCCCAGCAUACAGUCAGCAAAACAAUUAAUUAAUGCAGUCUGUGAUCAAGUGUACUACUGCUAGCAGGUAUACACUUAGCUUUCUCAGACUGACAACAACAUUAGGUGGAGGCUCAAGGCUUGGUCUCUCAGUGUGUACAGCUAGAACUGGAGGAACAAUGGCCAACAACAAAGUCCAAGUCAAUGUGGAUGUGACCUCAGAUGUAGUGUGCCCAUGGUGCUGGAUAGGUAAGAGAAGUCUGGACACAGCAAUGGACCACCUCAAAGAUGACUUCGAGUUCAAUGUUCACUGGAAACCGUUUCUCCUCAAUCCAGUCAUGCCUGAAGAAGGCGUCCCAGCCAUGGACUAUUUCAGACUAAAGUUUGGAGAGGAAGCUGCUCAGAGAUUUGUAUCAGGAAACUCUCCAGUUACGCUGCGAGGAAAAGAGCUGGGAAUAAACUUCAAUCCUAAUCGACUGGUGAUUCCCACAAAAAAGCCACACAUGAUCCUCGAUUUUGCUGGCAAACAUGGCAAGCAGCAUGAGAUGCAGGAGGUGCUGUUCCGGGCUUACUUUUCCGAGGGUAGGAACGUGUCUUCUGAUGAGAUCCUCAAAGAACUGGUGGAGGAAGUUGGUUUGGAUUCUGGUAAAGCAUUAGCUGCCUUGAGAGACAGUGGAUAUGUGAGCGGGUUUGAGAAAGGAGUUAAAGAGUCAUCAGCAAAAGGUGUCACUGGAGUCCCAUUUUUUGAGAUUAGCCUCAAAGAUAAACCCAACAGUCAACAGCAGUUCUCUGGAGGUCAACCUGUCGACACAUUUAUCAAAGUAUUCAGUCGUCUCAAAACUCUCUCCAAAGUGUGACCACAAAAUUAGAGUCAUAAAACAAAAACAAUAACAGUGAACCUAAAAAUAAUAUUAUAUGUUUUAAAUGUUUUUUAUACACUUUAUAAUUAUGUGAAUGUUAUGUGAAUGAUUUAUGUGUUCGUGUUC